Molecule: messenger RNA, 1065 nt
Organism: Chenopodium quinoa (quinoa)
Lineage: Eukaryota; Viridiplantae; Streptophyta; Magnoliopsida; Caryophyllales; Amaranthaceae
Product: procyclic form-specific polypeptide B1-alpha-like
Exons: 3
Coding region: 668-1051 (127 amino acids)
Source: RefSeq, a predicted model, not a curated record
UUCAAGGGUGGGGAGGGCCUGAUUCGAGGUUUAAAUUGGUGGGAGAGGUUUUUUUUAGGGGUUUUGGGUUGGGGAUUUGUGGGUUUCGGGUUGGGGAUAUGGGGUUUUCAGGAGGUGGGUUCUGUAGGUAGGGGGGAAAAUUCAACGGUGUCGGCUCGGGAAAAGUGUUUCCGGGCAUCGACGGUGUGUGGGAAUUUGGUGGAUGGUGGUGGGGAGGGUGGUCAUGGGUUGGGGCUGUUUUUUUUUAUUAUUAUUUAUUUUUUUUUAUUUUUAUUUUCAUUAUUUUUUCUUAAAUUUUAUUAUUUUAGAAUUGUAAUUAAUUUUUAAAUUAAAAACCUUAGGUUAACCAUUUUAUCAUAAAAGCUAGCCAUAAAACCAAAAAUGAUACUACAUUAAAUUUUGUAAAACCAAAGUGCCACUUAGCAGAGUAGGAAAAGAAGUUUUUUUUUUUUUUGGUACAAGUUUCCUUCUUACUAUUUUUACUAGUACGUAUUAUCUUUCUUAUAGUCUUACUCCAAUAGACCAAUAUAGUGUGUCGCACACUCGCACGGUCGCACCAUCGCAUAGGUUAUGUUUAGUUGUUUACUUAUAGCAGGCGAAAAACAAUUACGUUCGUUAUUAAAGUUAAUUUUGGGGCAAAUCCCGUUGGAACGUUUGCCCUCAUACAAUGCCUGAAGAACAUUCAUCAGCUCCACCGCCGCAGCCGCCGUCUCAACCAUCGCUGCAGCCGCCGUCUCAACCAUCGCCGCAGCCUUCGCUGCAGCUUCCGUCUCAACCGUCGCCGCAACCGCAGCCUCAGCUACCCGAAUCUUUAUCAUGUCCUUCAACCCCUGUUCCCGAGUUCGACCCAAGUCGAAUGAUUGGUAUCAUUAGACGGAAAGCUUUGAUUAAAGACUUGGCUGCAGCUUACCAUGCUGAGUGCCUCGAUUACUGUCAAGAGCUUCUUGAACUUCAGCGAAGAUGGGAAGAGACAUAUAAAGAAAUCAAGACAUUUGAAGAUUCAAAAAAGGAUUAUGUUCGACCAUCCAAGCGUGUGAAGAAAGUUCGUUAAAUUCAAACUUAGUG